UCGUACUUGAUGUUUAUGAUUACUUGAUAAUAAUAUGUUAUCUCUGCAUAAUAUAAUAAAUAGUAUCAGCAGUUAUAUAUUUAUAUCGCUAUUCGUUGUGGGAAAUAUGACUGAGGGCAGAGAUAAACUCGAAGAAAUACUGAAGUCAUUGUCAAUCACAACAACUGUAUUUGAACACCCUGAGGUCUUCACAGUUGAAGCUAUGAUGCCACAUCUUCAAGAUUGCAAAGGGCUGAUUGUGAAAAAUUUAUUCCUGAAGGGGAAGAAAAAGAAAGAUCUUUGGCUGAUAACUGUUGGUCAUGACAAGGAAAUUAAUCUGGCCCAACUGGGGAAAGACCUUUCAGUUCCUGGUGGGUUCAGGUUUGCAGAUGAGGCCAUUCUGGAGGAAAAACUUGGCGUAAAACAAGGUUGUGUCACGCCUUUAGCCUUGAUGAAUGACAAAAACCAUGAUGUUAAACUUGUGCUUGAUGAGGAUAUUCAACAUCUCUCAGAAGGUGAACUUAUAUAUUCACAUCCCAUAGUCAAUUCCGCUACCAUGGGAAUGUCAUACCCAGAUUUUUCCAAGUUCCUUGAACACACUGGUCACAAGCCAAAUUUUAUUGAACUCUCAAAAGCAGGGGCUAAAUAAUCAACGAAAGGAAGAAACGCAAUUGAACUAAAUGUAACAUAUUAUUGUAUCAAGGCCUUGUAGGGAAUCGCUUUUGAUUGGUACUGGGUAUUUCGUACAGUCCCAAUGGCAAGAUAUGGCCGAGCCUGUCUGGUGAUCUUAAUUUGUCUGCCCUAAUUUUGCUUGAGAGUUUAUUGAACAUAUCGUGAACGGCGCUUGCCUAAAAUAUCCCUAAAAGCGA
Molecule: messenger RNA, 848 nt
Organism: Styela clava
Lineage: Eukaryota; Metazoa; Chordata; Ascidiacea; Stolidobranchia; Styelidae
Product: prolyl-tRNA synthetase associated domain-containing protein 1-like
Molecular function (GO): aminoacyl-tRNA deacylase activity
Source: RefSeq, a predicted model, not a curated record